Eruca vesicaria subsp. sativa (arugula) is the source of this 1434-nucleotide messenger RNA. Lineage: Eukaryota; Viridiplantae; Streptophyta; Magnoliopsida; Brassicales; Brassicaceae. The record is from the annotation of a GenBank genome assembly.
UUGCUCUUAGUCUCAUCGCUCAAUAAACAAAGGGGGAUCGUCUCUUAUCUCUUUCUCAUGGCCUCACCACACGCAACCAAACUGUCUCUUAUAAUCGGAUCUCAAAGGUUGGCUUGUUGGGAGCACUGAGACAUCAAACAUGGUUUCUUCUCUCUUUCACCCUUAAAAACCAAUUAACCCUAAAAAUCCCUUUUGCAGUAGUAUUAAUCUUAAAAGAAAAACUGGGCUUUUCCUCGUGUACUUGCUCUUAUCUAGUUUUAGUUUUAGUUUUUGAUUGAACUCUAAGAAGAAGAAAAAUGGAUAUGAGAAGCCAUGAAAUGAUAGAGAGAAGAAGAGAUGACAAUGGCAACAACAAUGGUGUUGGUAUCAUUGCAAAUGAAGAUAAUGUCAACGGUAAUAACAACAACACACGUGUCUCUUCCAACUCUCAAACCCUAGAUCACCACCACCACUCCAAGUCUCCCUCUUCUUUCGCCGCCGCUAAAACCACCGUACGGUACCGGGAGUGUCUCAAGAACCACGCGGCCAACGUCGGCGGAAGCGUACACGACGGAUGCGGCGAGUUCAUGCCGAGCGGUGAAGAAGGAACGAUAGAAGCUCUCAGAUGCGCCGCUUGUGACUGCCACCGUAAUUUCCACCGGAAAGAAGUCGACGGUGUUGGAAGCUCGGAUGUUAUCGCUCACCACCACCGUCAUCACCACCACCAUCAGUACGGCGGAGGAGGAGGAGGGAGAAGACCGCCGCCGCAGAAUAUGAUGCUUAACCCACUCAUGCUUCCUCCGCCGCCGAAUUACACGCCGAUGCACCACCACAAGUACGGUAUGAGUCCGCCUGGUGGUGCGGGAAUGGUGACGCCGAUGAGCGUCGCUUACGGAGGAGGAGGAGCUGAGUCGUCUAGUGAAGAUCUGAAUAUGUACGGACAAUCAAGCGGAGAGCAUGGAGGAGGAGGAGGAGGAGCGACGGGGGGACAAAUGGCGUUUUCGAUGUCUUCGAAGAAACGGUUCAGGACGAAGUUCACGACGGAGCAGAAGGAGAGGAUGAUGGAGUUCGCGGAGAAGCUAGGGUGGAGGAUGAACAAGCAAGACGAGGAAGAGCUCAAGAGGUUCUGUGGUGAGAUCGGAGUUAAGAGACAAGUGUUCAAAGUUUGGAUGCAUAACAACAAGAACAAUGCUAGGAAACCACCACCACCAUCAACAGUUACAGGAACUACUCUCUAAUGGUGAGAUUAUGUAAGAACUACUUAAGUGUAAGAUUAUGUAAGAGAUUAUCUUUUAAUCUAUUAUUCAUGUUGUUGUUGUUGUGUUUUAAAAUGUUGUCUAGGUUUUUGUAGCUUGUACGAUCUUUGGAUCAAUCAAUGGAUGUUUUGUUUGCGUAGUUAAUGUUUUCUUCUAAUUUGGUUUGAUUUUUUUGUUUUGUCUUUUACCAAGAUCGUAC